This is a messenger RNA of Lindgomyces ingoldianus, 261 nucleotides long. RefSeq lists its product as uncharacterized. NCBI's taxonomy places the organism in Eukaryota, Fungi, Ascomycota, Dothideomycetes, Pleosporales, Lindgomycetaceae. Bases 1 to 261 code for a protein of 86 amino acids. The record is from RefSeq and is a predicted model, not a curated record. The transcript is spliced from 3 exons.
AUGUUAUUAGGACUUACAGAAGAGAAGCUUAAGAAGCAGCAGAAUUUAUUUACCUCUAUUGCAGCAAUCACAGCACGCACCCAAGUUAACGCUCAACGCAGGUUAGCUGCUGCGCAGCUCACCUGGGGGCUGGGGCUCAGAGCCUGGGACUGGGGCUCGGAGCCUGGGACUGGGGGCUUAGAGCCUGGGACGCAGCUCGGGAUUAGGAGAUAUUAUGUUCCAAAGCUUGGUGUAUAUAAGGAGAGCCUUUGGCUCUCUUAG